GCUCGCGGAAAAUUUGUUGUCACUCUCGCUUCGCACCACCAACGACACUAGUCGAGAAUUUUGGUGACGAUUUUGACCAAAAUUCAGAGCAACUGUUGUCCUUCCGGAACGGAAACUAACAUCAGCAACAUCGGGAAGUGGUAUUCGGUCAUCUUCUGUCCGUUGUUUCCCCCCAGCGGAGAUUCUAUGAGGCAGUAUUCCGCAAGGUCCUAGGUUGUAACAAACAGGUCGAAACAAAGCCGUUGUAAAUUUACUGACAUUAGGGGUAGCAGAAAAAAACAAGAUGGUGAAAAGGAAGGCCCAACCACUGAUCGAUUCCGAAAGUAGCAGCGACUCUGAGUCCGGUUCUGAUCUGGAUUCUGAUCUACUGUCCCUGGCGAAGAAGAAAAAAGCUUCUAGAUUGGCCUCGAAUUCGCCCAAAAAUUUAUCUUCAUCUGAGUCAGAGGAUGACUCUGAGAACGAGGCUGCAGCCCCUCGCAGAAAGCGUGGUGCUAAACCUGCUGCAUCCUCGUCAGAAUCCGAGGAGGAUGACGAUGAAGAAGAGGACGAAUCAGACCAGGAGGAGAAACCUGCGGCUACAGCGGUUGCUGCUCGUGGCAAUGCGAAGCGGAAGCAACCGGAAGAGGAGAUCGCACAGGACGACAAGUCGGAACCGGAGGAAGGUCAGGUUUCUUCCGAUGAGAACUCGGGAUCCGGUUCGGGUGACGAUAGUGACGACGAAAGUGGGAGCAGCAGCAGUAGCAGCGAUUCGGAAUUUGAUGACGGUUUCGAUGAGAAUUUGAUGGGUGAUGACGAGGAUCGCGCCAGAUUGAAUGCACUAUCGGAAAAGGAACGAGAAACUGAAAUCUUCAAACGUAUCGAGCGACGAGAUGUGAUGAAGACACGCUGGGAAAUCGAAAGGAAGCUGAAACUCGCCAAGAAAGCUGAACGGGCUAAGGACAAAGAAUCACAACCUCCGAGGAAAAAGAAGAAGAAAGAUAAGAAGAAGAAGCAAAUUCAGCAGAAGGAACAGGAAGAGCUACGGAAAAAAGUGAAAGCACCCUCACCGAAACCGAAGGAGGCAUCGCCUCCCCCGCCAGAAGAGAAGCAGGAGGCCUCUGAGGAUGAAGUGGAAAUGGGCAGUCCACUGUCAUCUCCGGAAAAGAAUAAAGAGAAUGAAUCAGCCUCUGGUGCUUCCGAUUAUUUCGAUCCGAAGGAGCGAUCGAAAGAACGUAAGAAAAAUGUAGAAGCCAAUCGGACGGAUGAUAAACGAAGCAAUGCGAUGGCUAUGCUGAAGGCGAAGCGGGAAGGUAAAGCUAAACGCGAGGAAGAGGAAGCAAAGCGGGAAGCCCAACGUAAAGCUGAAACCGACGAUAAGGACGAGUUGGAAGAUGUUCCCGGUGGAAAAUCAUCUCAGAAACUGAAGGCUUCCGAUAUAUAUUCGGAUGACUCUGGCAGUAGCGAUUCAGAAUCGGAAAAGAAACCUGAACGCCGAUCACGCUCGGGAACCAGUAGUGGAAGCGGGAGCGAUAGUCGUUCCUCCUCGGAUAGUGAAGCUACGGGUGAGUCGAAGGAAAAGAAGAGCACUUCUGGCUCGAGUUCCAGCAAAAAACCGGUAGCCAUCAGUACCCGGGACGAACUCAAUAAAUUGCGGAUCUCAAGGCAUAAAAUCGAACGAUUCAUCAAUCUGCCGAUGUUUGAUCAAACUGUGUUGAAUUGCUUCGUGCGGAUCAACAUAGGAAACAAUAAUGGCAAACCCGUCUAUCGCGUAGCGGAAAUAGUGGGAGUUGUAGAGACAGCCAAAAUUUAUCAGCUUGGAAAAGGUCGUACGAAUAAGGGAUUCCGGCUGAAGCAUGGCAGUCAGGAGCGCGUUUUCCGGUUGGAGUUUAUCUCGAAUCAGGAUUUCACUGACAGCGAGUAUACGAAAUGGCUUAGCGUGUGUGAAGCUAGCGGAACUCCGAUGCCCCAGGUGGAUAUGAUUGAAAAGAAACAAAGAGAUAUUAAGGAAGCAAUAAGCUACGAAUUCAAUGAUUCGGAUAUCGAUAAGAUCAUCGAGGAAAAGAAUCGAUUCCGAGCGCAUCCCACAAAUUAUGCAAUGAAAAAAACCCUCCUAAUGAAGGAAAGGGAUGCCGCCCAGUUACGAGGAGAAGAUGAGCUGGCACGUGAUCUCAACACGCAAAUACAGGAGCUCGAAGAACGCGCCAGUAGCCUGGACAAGAAGCGUAGCAGUAGUAUUAGUUUGAUAUCCUACAUCAACGACCGCAAUCGGAAACGGAACGUUGAGGAUGCCGAGAAGGCCAUUAUGGAGGAAAUCCGUGCGAAUCGAGGUGUUAAAAUCGAGGAUCCCUUCACCAGGCGUCAAACGCAGCCACGGAUGUCCUUUAAAGCGUCAGAAAAACGCGACGAGGAACCCACCAUCCAAAUGGCAGCACCUCCCCCGCCCGGUCAGAAAAAGAAGCCGGACGAAAAACGGGCAUCCUCUAGUUCGGAUAACAAUUUAUACUCGCUGCAUGACUUCGAAAUUGAUUUGGACGUGCCUUUACCAAUAGGCUCGGUCAAUGUGCUUCCGAAACCGGUGGAGAAGCCCGUGAAGGAAUCUGGCCCGAAACGCUCGCUCAAUCUUGAGGACUACAAGAAAAAGCGGGGUUUAAUCUAAAUAGAGUCUAGAAUGGCUUACCAGACAACCGUUUGCUGUUGCUGUCAUGUACUGUUCUAGAGGUAUUAGGAUACAUGUCUUCACGACCGCGUCCACCAAGCCCAGCAUGUUGUAACACAACACUUCGAAGUAUUUCGUUUAGAACAAAUCCUACUCAAUUUUCGCAAAUCACAAUCGAGGGGUUCUCUAUUACUUGCAAUGCUCACAAGUUUGUACAAUUUUUGUUUUUACCUUACAAUGAGUAUGUGUUUGGCCGCUUCAUGUUGACCCCCCGAUGGUAUAAAAAAUACCUCCGUUUUUUCAGUGUUUUCUAUUGUGAUGCAAACAGAUUAAGAGCUGUUCGUAUGGUAAUAGCUGAAAAAUCACAACUAAUUAGCGGAUACACGUAGAAUAUUAAUUGUCUUCUAAUUAUAUUUAUUUUAGUCGUUCUAUUUUACGAUAAAACGGUGAUUACAGUUAUGUAGGAUAAUCAAAUUAGUGCGACAAAGAAACACUGUAUGCGCAUAACUAUAUAACAGAUUAUUACCGAACGAAUAAACAUAACAGGCGAAUUGUUAGAUUCAAACAGAA
This is a messenger RNA of Toxorhynchites rutilus septentrionalis, 3205 nucleotides long. It is a transcript of the gene Rtf1, whose product is annotated as RNA polymerase-associated protein Rtf1. NCBI's taxonomy places the organism in Eukaryota, Metazoa, Arthropoda, Insecta, Diptera, Culicidae. The transcript is spliced from 5 exons. Gene Ontology annotation, cellular component: Cdc73/Paf1 complex. The record is from RefSeq and is a predicted model, not a curated record. Bases 284 to 2635 code for a protein of 783 amino acids. Gene Ontology annotation, molecular function: DNA binding; RNA polymerase II C-terminal domain phosphoserine binding.